Ostertagia ostertagi is the source of this 858-nucleotide messenger RNA. NCBI's taxonomy places the organism in Eukaryota, Metazoa, Nematoda, Chromadorea, Rhabditida, Trichostrongylidae. The record is from the annotation of a GenBank genome assembly.
AUGGACUGCUUAAGAACGAAGAAACUCUCCGAGCUGUAUAAGGCGGCCGAUAAAGUUUCGAAGGCCUUCUAUCCGUUCGGUAUCCCGUUCAGGUCUCCAUCUUAUGAGCAGCCAGCCAUUCCCACUAUUCUUGGUGUAUUCAAGCAGCUGCCGAAAGAUUAUCCAACGGAUGCUAAUUUUGACGAAAAAUAUCAGUAUAUCGAUUUCAAGAGGUUUCUUGCCGGACUACUACCUGACACGCAAUUCCGAAACGCUCCUCUUCUACGAAGGCAAAUUCUCCAUCAGUACAUCUACACGCAAGGAGACAAGAAGAACACCUACUUUUUGUUCGAGCAAAUGAGAAAAAUUCUGCUGGAUCGUGAUUUCAUUGCGCCCACUCAACAACUUGUCGCUGAACUCAAACACCUUUCAGUGAACAUUAAACAAAAGAAGAGUCCUGUCUACUUGCUCGAAUACGGCAUCGACAAUCCACCUACCUCGUGUUUGCAAGACGGCGGAUGGGACGACAUCAAGCCAUUCUGCGACAAAAUGUUUCAGUACUUCACACGAUUUGCUACGAAAGGGGAACCAACGAAAAACAGCUGUGAGAAAACGAACCCAACUUGGCCGGCCAUGGGAUCCACCAAACGGGACUAUCACGUCAUACUGAAGUUGCAUCGUCGAGUGGAGAGUCCUGCUGACGGAACCAUUGAAUGGGAAUGGAACUUUCACUUGGCCAGCACACAGCUAUGGAAUAACUUUCUCCUGGCCCUGGAUACAUUGGAACUGAAAGGGAGACGAGACGCUGUGUUCAAAGAAGAAACUCAACUUGACCCUCAUGAAGUUGAAGACGAUAUCCAGGUCUUGCCUUAUUUUUGA